This is a messenger RNA of Solanum stenotomum, 748 nucleotides long. Its product is annotated as autophagy-related protein 8f-like. Gene Ontology annotation, biological process: cellular response to nitrogen starvation. The record is from RefSeq and is a predicted model, not a curated record. The coding region runs from base 148 to 516 and encodes 122 amino acids. Lineage: Eukaryota; Viridiplantae; Streptophyta; Magnoliopsida; Solanales; Solanaceae. The transcript has 6 exons.
UAUUUAUACAGAGUCCAAAAAACAAAGCAAAAGCCAAAGUUUUAUUAAUCAUUCAAUUCAAUCAAACUACUACUAUAAUCUUCCCAUCUUUUUUCCCUUUUUCUUGUUCAAUCAUUCUCAACCAAAUAAAGGCAGAUAUAUAUAAAUAUGGCAAAGAGUUCGUUCAAGCAAGAACAUGAUCUUGAGAAGAGACGCGCUGAAGCUUCUAGGAUUAGGGAAAAAUACACAGAUAGGAUUCCGGUAAUAGUUGAAAAGGCUGAAAGGAGUGAUAUUCCCAACAUUGACAAGAAAAAGUAUCUUGUCCCAGCUGACUUGACAGUAGGGCAGUUUGUGUAUGUCAUUCGCAAAAGGAUUAAAUUGAGUGCAGAAAAGGCAAUUUUCAUAUUCGUCGACAAUGUCCUACCACCCACAGGUGCAAUCAUGUCUUCCAUCUAUGACGAGAAGAAGGAUGAAGACGGUUUCCUCUAUGUUACCUACAGUGGAGAAAACACAUUUGGGGACCUUAACUUGGUGUAGCUUUCAUGGUAUUGACAUUGGAUCAUUUGCUUAAAGCUCCCAUUUUCAUCGUCCAUCGACAGUGCACGGACACUAUUGUGUCCUGCUAAUAUUUCACUUGCUAUUUCCAUCUUAUUUAGGUUUCAGUAAAUAACAAGAAGUUGUGUAUAGCUCAUAUCUAUGUAUAGUUCAAGAAAACAAGUAUUAAAAUCUUCUGGCAAGUGAUUUUAAUAAACAGUUGAAUUCAGUCUCA